Molecule: messenger RNA, 1280 nt
Organism: Cucumis sativus (cucumber)
Lineage: Eukaryota; Viridiplantae; Streptophyta; Magnoliopsida; Cucurbitales; Cucurbitaceae
Exons: 4
Coding region: 105-758 (217 amino acids)
Source: RefSeq, a predicted model, not a curated record
CCUGUCCUGGCCUCCGCUUGCGUUUCAUUUUGUUUUUGCUCUCUUUUGUGGAAAAAUUAAGAUGAAACUAUUUCUCCCAUUCAAUUCUGCUAUCUAACUAAUCUAUGGCUGCUCUUCAAAUUCUCAAAUCAUCUCUCUCUCUUCCUUCCAUCUCGCACUCGAAUUUUGGCUCUCAAUCAACACGCUUCGUCUCUGACUUUGAUUCCCUACUCCUUCAUGGACGUCGGAGGAGUUUGCGUUAUGCCUGCGUUUAUAGAAGGUUCACUUUCCGUUGCGCUGCUAAAGAUACUGAUAAGGAAACCAAUGGAGAAGAACCUCCAGAAUCAUUAUUCAUGAAGGAACUGAAGAAGAGAGGUAUAACUCCCACUUCCUUGCUUGAGGAUACUAACAGCAGUGACUUUGAACUUGGUGGCGAGAUGACUGGAGAAAACAGAGAUUUCUCCCGUAGAAGUGCUGUUUCAACGGAAGUUAACAAGAGCCUAUCCAAUCAAAGGGAGCGUUCCAUGCAAUUGAACAGUGAAGGCCUUGAGGGGUUGAUCCCUCGUGCUAAACUUUUGCUAACAAUUGGAGGAACGUUCUUCUUAGGAUUCUGGCCGUUGAUCAUCAUAACGGUUUCGUUCUUUUUUGGUUUAUACUUUUUUUUGGGAGCCUCUUUUAUUCAUGAUGGCCAAACGCCAAUAUCUCCUCCACCGUAUGUUGACCCAUAUGCUCUUUUAGAGGACGAAAGAAUUUCACAAAUAGCUCCUCCUGUAAAUUGACUGCUGCAAAAUCCUCUAAUUGGUUGGUUUUCUGCUACUUUGUUUUCCUUACCCAAUAUUUAUUGCCACUAUAUGUAAAUGAUUAUUAGCUAGAAUUUUGUGGUCUUGCGCUCUAUUUUAUUUCUCGAAGUCUUUAGUUUUUUUUUUUCUUCGACAAUAUCUGGGUGGGGGGAGGGAUACCAAAUCUAUGACCUCAAAGUUAACAGUACAAGUUGUAAAACCUUCAAUCAUUCACACGUAGACGGGGGUAAAAGGGGGGAAAGCUGUUGAAGAAAGGAUGUAGGGGUUUAUGCACGGUUUUGGGAUGUUCUGUGGAGAAUUUUGGAGGUUAGGGGAAAGCUUUUGGGAAAGGGAGGCAACUCUCGAAUCAGUCCUUAUCUCGUCUUGUUUUGUAAUUGCUAUGUUUUUUCUUGUUUUAGAGAUAUGGUAAUAAAUAUUAUUGCCCUUUUGGUUGUUUAUUAUUAUUAUUAUUAUUGAAUUAUGAAAAAGAUGAGGGAGAUAUCCAAGUCCCUCUAUUUUGGU